UGUACUGUAUGUGCUGUAAGACAGUCCUUAAGAUAUGCUGAGGUAGUUUGGCAUAUCAGACUUGUGUGUCGUUCGUCCCGCGUUUCAAUCGUCCUGGCCCUACCGAUCUGAACAAAGAACAAACUUGACCGAGACCGGUCAAACGUGACCUGUAGCAGAUAAAUCCUGGUUGAUAACACAAUAGCUGCAUCUGUUUCUGCCAUGAUCCCUGACAGCAUGCCUGGUGCCAAGCUAGAGGAUCCGGAGGAACAGCCGUUGAGGAUCAUGUUUCUUGGAAAGAGUGGGGUGGGCAAGAGCUCGAGUGGAAACACCAUCUUCGGGCAACAUGUGUUCAGAUCAGAAAUGACGCUGGCUAGAGUCACCAGACACUGUGAAAAGGAGGUUGGGAAAGUCAUGGAUGUGCCUGUCGCCGUGAUCGACACACCCGGCUUUGAGACUGACCACAACAAGGAGGAAAUUGAGCGAGAGAUUCUGAAGUGUGUCAAACUCCAAGAACCAGGACCUCACGCCUUCGUGUAUGUUAUCUCUGUUGGAAGGAUGACUCAGGAAGAUCAAAAUACCAACGCAGUGAUCGAAGAAAAGUUUGGCCCGAGAGUGUGGGACUACACCAUCGUCCUGUUCACCCACGGGGAUCGUUUGGAGGGAAAAACAAUAAACGACAUCGUCACUGUCAGUGACGACAACCUCCGCAACUUCAUCCGCAAGUGCAGCGGCGGGUUCCACGUCUUCAACAACAAGAACCCGGAGGACCAGGUCCAGGUGACCAGCUUCAUAGCAAAGAUCCAGACCCUGGUGGCCCUGAAUGGAGGGGGCCAUUACCACACAGCCCUGUAUCCUGAAGAGGAGAAGAAGAUUAGGAAGAGACAGGAGAGCAUCCUGGCAGAGAGAGAUGAAGAGAUCAGCAAAAAGGAGAGAGCGCUGCAGGAGCGUCACCAGGGAGAAGAGCUGGAGGAGAAGAAGAAGGAGCUGUGGAGGAAAGAGGAGUUCAACUCAAGACUGGCUGCAGAGAAGGAGAUCAGGAGGUUCUCAAACAUGUGGAAUAUUUUGAGAUUCAUCCUAAUCCUGGGAGGCAUAGCACUGACCCUGGCAGGUUUGUGGCCUCUAGUGGUAAUCAUCUUUGUCAUUUGGAUUUUCUUUGGGGAGUUUCCAUCUGUCAGGAAAAUAUCAGGGCUUUCUAAGAAAACUAAAUAGGCUAGCUGUUUAAGGUAGCUAAUAACUCAUUUAUUACUUGGGGGUCUAUAGUGGAUGCUCGAUUAAUGUAAUAGAUUGUAGUCCAACAUGUUUUUUUUAAUGUAUCUGUGCAUAAUUAGAAAACAGAAAAGGCAUGAUUUUAUAGCUUUCUUGCUCUUUCAUGUUUAAGAUCUAAUCCACUCUCAUGUAACACAACUGUAAAAAAUAAUAAUAAUAAUAAAAUAUAAAUUGGAAGUGGUAUUUCAA
Micropterus dolomieu (smallmouth bass) is the source of this 1437-nucleotide messenger RNA. Its product is annotated as GTPase IMAP family member 7-like. Lineage: Eukaryota; Metazoa; Chordata; Actinopteri; Centrarchiformes; Centrarchidae. The transcript is spliced from 3 exons. The record is from RefSeq and is a predicted model, not a curated record. The coding region runs from base 202 to 1191 and encodes 329 amino acids. Gene Ontology annotation, molecular function: GTP binding.